Aspergillus puulaauensis is the source of this 1140-nucleotide messenger RNA. Its product is annotated as phenylacetaldoxime dehydratase family protein. Bases 1 to 1140 code for a protein of 379 amino acids. Lineage: Eukaryota; Fungi; Ascomycota; Eurotiomycetes; Eurotiales; Aspergillaceae. The transcript has a single exon. The record is from RefSeq and is a predicted model, not a curated record.
AUGCCCGAGAAUCGCAUCUACCCGCUCGCCAGACCCCCAGGGCAUAAGCCGCCCAUGGAGCGGUGGAAGCUCGAGUUCCCCAACAGUUCCAGCCCUACUAUCUACACAGCAUACAUAGGCAUCCAGCGGCACAACUCCACCCCAGACACCCUAUCCGCAUUUUCAAACGCCACAGAAGCCAUACAAGACUGGCUCAGCAGCGGAAAGGACAACGACACCGUAGCAGAAAAAUUCACCUUCAUCGAAGGCGACGACGCCCCGUCUUCCCUAACAUGGGUGUGCUACUGGUCCAACCAAGCCCUCUACUCAUCCCACAUAUCAUCGCUGAACCUGUCAAAUAUCUACAAUGCCACCGGCAAACCAGGCUCAGACUCAAUCGGCCUCUGGGUAGAAAAAUUCACAACCCCAAUCUCCCGCCUCGAAACAAACUACUCGGGGCUCGACUACCUCCCCGGUCUAGCGCGUCUGCCUGGGUCAGAGACUGUCGGCCACACACUAACGGCGUACUGGGGCGCCGCGCGAGACCGGAUCCCCGACUCGGCUAAUGAUUUGUUUGGGCGGCCUGCCGGUGAAGAGAUUGAUAGCAGUAGCACGGACCCUUCGCCGUUGCCGUCGCCGACGCCGACACCGGCAGGAUUGCAGCAGAGAUUAGCGGGUGUAAACCGGUUCGACAACCUCGUGCAUAUCCGCUCCGGGCAGUUCUGGGGGAAUUGCGACGCCGUAGAGACAGAGGCGUAUGAGGCGCAGUUGGAGCCGAGUCUGCGUGCUGGACUGCGGUGGGUUUGGGAGAACAGGGAGGAAUCUGGUGCGAUGGGACUGCGGUUUGUUCGUAAUGUCCCGCUUUCGAACCAGGCUGCGAAUGAGGUUGAAUCUACUGGACCCCACGCCAAGGAAACAUGUGCAGCGGGCUUCUUCCGCAACCUCGAGGACCUGGAGCGCUGGGCAAAGCGGCAUCCGUCGCAUUUGAAGAUUUUUAAUGGGGCGAUUCGGCAUGCGAAGGCUUUUGGGGAUGCUAGGAAGUUCAGGACGUGGCAUGAGGUUUCUGUGCUGAAGAAGGGGGAGGCAGAGUUUGAGUAUGUGAAUUGUCUCCCUGAGACGGGGGUGAUACGGUUUCUUCCUCUCCAGGGGGAGGAUUUAUAG